AUGGCAACAUUUACCAACGAGUCAUUCUCGAAAUUCGCAUCUGUUUCUACACAGAAUCUUUCGGGUCUCUCAUCGUUCUGGUCUUACUACCUGCUUCCUGCCAUCGUCGCAUACCCGUUUCUCUGCUCAGCACUGCGCUUUCGCAAGCUGAAAUCAUUGCAGGCCAAGUACAAAUAUGGGACCCCGGAGCGGCCGUCAUAUGAGGGCAUGACUGUGAAAGAGGCCCACGAUAUCAUCCAAGUUGUCAGCGACACCGAAUUCCCAGCUCUAUUCGAGAAAGGUUUACAGUUCGCCCUGUUUCGCACCUAUGGCAUCCCGACCAUCAGCGAGCUACUCGUCAAAACAACUCAGCUGUCGACCGAAAAGAAUGUACCCAAGCGUUACGCCGACACCGGAGUGUUGCUAGGCGAUAUGUAUGGCGCCGAGCCCAACAGCGACAGGUGCAUCGAGGCAUAUGCCAGAUUGAAUUACUUGCAUGGCCACUACAUCAAGCAGGGCAAGAUCAGCAACGACGAUAUGCUUUAUACGCUGUCACUGUUCCUCAACCAGCCUGUUGAAUGGAUCAACAAGUACGAGUGGAGACAGCUGACCGAGCUGGAGAUCUGCGCUAUGGGUGUCUUCCAUAAAGCCAUGGGCGACGGUAUGGAUAUCUCUUUCGAGAAGCUCCCAUCAUAUUCCACGGGAUGGAAAGAUGGCGUGCAGUUCUACCACGAGCUGGAUACCUGGGCCAAAGAUUACGAGAAGAGGUGUAUGGUCCCGAACAAGAAGAACUACGAUACAGCAGUGCAGACUCGGCAGCUGCUGAUCAGCCAAUCUCCUGCAUUCAUGAGGGGUGUUCUUACCAAAGUCGUCAGUGCGCCACUGGACGACCGGUUGAGGGAAGCCAUUAUGUUUGAGAGAGCACCAGCAUCAUAUUCAACAUUCUUCGAUGGCUUUAUGAAGCUGAGACGGUUGUAUCUGAGGUAUCUGGCCUUACCUAGACCCAAGUUCACGGCGAAGAAGAUGCUCACCAAGGAACCUGACGCAAAGGGCAAGAGGUACUACCUCGUUUGGGACACCGCACCGGUCUAUGUCAAGCCGACGUUAUGGAAUCGAUGGGGACCUGGCGCACUGCUCGGUCUGAUGCUUGGGAUAUCCCGUCCAGGAGACCCGGACACGUAUCCGGAGGGAUUUGAGGUGAAAAAUGUAGGGCCAUCUGUCUUUGUGGGUAAGGGCCAGAAGGAAAUGGACUUGGUGAAGGAGAAGUUGUUGAAGGAGAGGACAGGUGGAUGUCCCUUCGCACUCCAUCGUCAACACCAAGGUUGA
Cladophialophora yegresii CBS 114405 is the source of this 1305-nucleotide messenger RNA. RefSeq lists its product as uncharacterized. Gene Ontology annotation, molecular function: oxidoreductase activity. Bases 1 to 1305 code for a protein of 434 amino acids. NCBI's taxonomy places the organism in Eukaryota, Fungi, Ascomycota, Eurotiomycetes, Chaetothyriales, Herpotrichiellaceae. The transcript has a single exon. The record is from RefSeq and is a predicted model, not a curated record.